Colletotrichum godetiae is the source of this 1131-nucleotide messenger RNA. RefSeq lists its product as uncharacterized. The transcript has a single exon. Bases 110 to 688 code for a protein of 192 amino acids. The record is from RefSeq and is a predicted model, not a curated record. NCBI's taxonomy places the organism in Eukaryota, Fungi, Ascomycota, Sordariomycetes, Glomerellales, Glomerellaceae.
CGGGGAGUCAAUAAUCAGUCUAAACUCCUGGAAAAAUCACUGUUCAAUCUGCGCCUCUUUUAUUCCACAGGUCUUUGGAUACCUUGACAUCAUCUCAACCUCUUGAGCUAUGUCCGGAAAAGCCCCCUCCGUCACCUCCUCACAACCACUUACACAGUUCUCAUUAGCCCUCUUCACCAAGCUCCCACCUGAGCUUCAGCUUGAGGUCGUUUCACACUGUCAACAAAAUGAUCUCAUCUGUAUAUCCCUUGCAUCACACUCUCUCCGCACCAUGAUGCUUCCAAUGAUACCGGCAAAACCUUCGCUGCUCUCCUACGACCAAGUACACCCCCCAGAAGUGCUCAAGUGCGAGUGCGGCGACACUUCGGCAGUCGGAGUUGUCCAGGACAAUUACUGGCACCGAAAGAAACGCCAUAUGUACAAGUACGCAGAGCCCCCGAAAAGAUGCUCAAACUGGGCGCCCUGUCGAUCGUAUGCCGCCGACCACGCCAUUUGCCGGCGGAAGUGGUGUAGGCACUGUUCGUGUACCACGUGUCCGCUGUACGCAAGACUUCGCGAGUCGAUGGGAGACCGGAGAUACUGUGCCGAGUGCCAAAAGUUUACGAAGCGUCCUAGGACGAAGAAAUACAACGGAAGAUGUGAGUGGGCUCAUAUAGUGCCGAGUGACUCGAGUCUGAGGAGCUGUUAGCUGACACCAACAGGCUUGCAUGGCCGCCCUCGGGUUCGACGGACUCCAAACAAUCACUGGAUGGCCAAAAAAGGAGUGUCGUAUGGAUAUCGCUGGUGGCGGAGAUGGGGCACUUGCGGCGUCGAUGCCUGGGGGUACCCAGAAGGGGAUAAAAUGGCGGAUGUGAGCAGAAGGAGGAAUGCGAGGGUUGUGUAAAUAUCGUUGACUUUACAAUGACUGUGAUUGAUUUUGAUAAUCAAAGUUAAAGACGUUAACUUACUUGCAUAAUGAGGCUAACGAUUCACGUUACGUGCCACGUACAACGAGACUUACCUCAGACUACAGCUCCAUGAUUGUUCCAUUGACAAAAGCGCUGCUAUCUUUCUUCUUUCCAGGUCAAUUGUCCCAAAAUCUGAUCGAGCUGACAUCCUAUUCAGGUCUUGUUGGUAUAGCACACAAUCAGG